Messenger RNA from Cygnus olor (mute swan), 2767 nucleotides. RefSeq names its product mitochondrial fission regulator 2 (gene MTFR2). Gene Ontology annotation, cellular component: mitochondrion. The transcript has 8 exons. The record is from RefSeq and is a predicted model, not a curated record. Gene Ontology annotation, biological process: aerobic respiration; mitochondrial fission. Lineage: Eukaryota; Metazoa; Chordata; Aves; Anseriformes; Anatidae. Bases 66 to 1208 code for a protein of 380 amino acids.
CGGCUGCUGAUUGGCGCUGCCACCCCUAGAGCGGGUGCCCGGAGCGUGCCGGCAGGCGUGCGGCCAUGUCGCUGCUGCUGCGCCUCCUGCGGCGGCUGCUGGCGCACCUGGGCUGGCCGCCCGACCAGGCCUCGCUCCUGGGGAGCCGCGCGGUCGGCGUGGGCCGUGCCCUGCAGCGCUGCCUGCCUUCGGCCGCCGCCUCCCGCGGGCACCUCCAGCAGCUGCGCGCCGCCCUGAGGAGCUGCGGGCUCAAGAUCAUAUCUGUUUGGCAAAAAAAGCAAUACGGGUCUACACGAAGUGUUGUCCGGAGACUUGGGACAAUUCUUUCCCUAGAGCCCUACCCAAGACCUUAUUUUCAACUUGUUCAAGACCCGUGUCCAUUGGAUUAUGAUGAGCAAAGCACAGCUCCGGCUCCUGUAGCUCCAUCACUUGCUGAUGUCCUAUGGGUGGCACGUGACGAGGGGCAAGCAUUUGCUAGAUUCAGGACUGAAUUAUGGAGAAAAGAAAAAAGUACAGCUUAUCGUGACUUACAUCCAUCUAUAGAUUCCAUACCAAGUGUUCCAAAAAACAGUAUACAAAAAGACAGUCUUGUUGAUCGAGCAGCACUUCAGAAAAUUUCUGCGCUUGAAGAUGAGCUGACUUUUCUUCGUGCUCAGAUUGCCACGAUUGUUGCAGCACAUACACUGGGAAACAUUCCAUCACAAGCCUUUAAAACAUUCAGCCUUCCAGAUGGAUCUUACCCAGUGCCAGCCAUGACUUCUACGCCAUUGUCCGUCUCUCACAAUCACUUUGUAAUUCCUUCGCCGCCUCCGCUCCCUUCUGGUGCACCAUCUGCUGUUGGUGCUAGUAAUUCAGCAAUUGAACUCAUAAAACAACGGCGUGCUGCAAGAAACAGUGCUUCGUCUACAGCUGAUAGUGCUGGUCACCAGAGGACAAAGAACAUUCCUAGUAUGAUGGAUGUUUUGAAAGACCUAAACAAAGUUCAGUUGCGUGCUACUGAGAGGUCACCUGGAGGCACUCCUCUUUCUAAACCCAAAAAAAGGCUAAGUUCAGAUUGGGAUCCAGUUGCUAUACUAACUCAUGCACUGAAACAGAAAUUUGCACAUAAAUUUGAAGAUGAUGAUGAUUCACUGGACAAAGAAAAUAGAUCUUUUGAUAGCUCCCCGUUUUCUAGUCCAGAGAUCCCACUGCCUAAUGGAGGAAAAUAGUAUUGGAAAACAUGUGAUGGAAAUCCAGACAUUCUUUGAAGGCUGCAGCUAUACUCAUGGCUAGUUGCAUGACUGAAAAUUUAAAGAAAACUAAGAUGUGUGUUUCUUUUUCCUGCUAUAACAAUUCUUUGAAAAACUUAAGCUGGCACAGAGAUUUUUGCAAGGAAAAUGUAGCAUUUAUUUUAUACACUGUAAUGAGUCAUCCUCUCUUGUACAGCCUAUAUAAAUUUCCCUGUGACUUUUUUUUAAGGAAAAAUUGGAAACUUGUAAAAAGCAAACAAACAAAACAGCUAGGCUUACGUUUUGGAUGCUACAGACCAUUGCAUUGUAUAGCUAACAUACCUGAUUCUAGAUAUGAAGAUUGAAGUUAGAUCCUGGAAGAGCUUGUUUAUGAAUCAUCUUUUGUUCCAGAAUCUAACAGCUAAAUUAUAAAGCCUGAAAGAAGGAUUAAGGCCAGCAUGUUCAGGAGCAGAUGAAGGAAGAUCGGCUUUUCUGGUUGAAACAGGGGCUUGAUUGCAUGAUCAUGCUUAUUUUAAUUGUUUAUCCUUGAGUGUUCUGAAGAAUAAACGCAUGUAAAGCAAUUUCACGGGCUUAUUAUCUUAUUCAUCCUAGGUUAAGUGAAAUGCAUAAAUUCUCCCAAAGUACCUUUAAACAGCUUCUCCUUCAGUUGUCUUGGAUAUAAUUUUAUCUAAUUCCAUCCCUCCUGGCCAGGUUGGACGUUGCAGCCUGAAGUCAAAUGCAAAUUCUAGCCUCAUAAGAACUGAUGAAGUUAAACAAGUAUCAACGUGGAAAGUGAGAGCUCAAAUUUAACUGAUGGAGACUUCUGAGGAAACUUCGUAGUGUGUGUAAGUGGCAGGCCCACUCUGUGAAACUGCUGUAAUAUGUUCUAGAAUGUAUCUGUCCUAUGCUGUUAACGUUUGGGUUGUAGGGCUUGUGAAACUGCCUCUUCCUUCUCUUUAGUUUCCCAGCAGCCAAACUUGUGCUUCUCACAAAGCAUCACAUUCACACAACCAAAAAAAAGGGGGGGUUUGUUACUAUGGAGCACUGUGUCUGAAACCUGGGAAACUGAGAAACGCAGGAAAGAAAUGUUUGUGAAAGAAAAGUAAUUAUUUGUGUGGCAGCUUAGGUGAGCACUGUCUCUGUACUUCACUGUAAAUACUGAAGAAGUGUAAACUUCUGGAGUGUGUUGUGUAUAGCUGGCUGUAUAUAACUAAUGGUAGCUAAUACUGUGAUAAAGUUUCCUCAGUUUUCUUUGCAGUCUACUAAUGUAACUCCUUAUUUCACGUGCAAGCAGUGUUCUAAUUUGUCUUGAGUCAGUAGAGAAACUUUCAUGUUUGUGAAACUUUGUCUUGCUGUAAGUAUGCUACGUGCUGUCUGUUAAAUGCCUAUAAUAUGGAGGAAUUUUUCUUUUGAGACAAAAAAGACCUUGUAGAGAGAUCUGCUAGCACAUAGUCUAGAUUCCAUGUGUAAAUAAACAUUAAUUGUAUUGUCUCUCUGGCUUCUCUGUAUAAAGUCUGUUUCAUUCACAGAGUUUAUAAAAUAAAAUUUCCUUUGUAUCA